Messenger RNA from Stegastes partitus (bicolor damselfish), 5582 nucleotides. It is a transcript of the gene sim1a, whose product is annotated as SIM bHLH transcription factor 1a. The coding region runs from base 352 to 2625 and encodes 757 amino acids. Gene Ontology annotation, biological process: regulation of transcription by RNA polymerase II. Gene Ontology annotation, molecular function: RNA polymerase II transcription regulatory region sequence-specific DNA binding; DNA-binding transcription factor activity, RNA polymerase II-specific; protein dimerization activity. NCBI's taxonomy places the organism in Eukaryota, Metazoa, Chordata, Actinopteri, Pomacentridae. The transcript has 12 exons. The record is from RefSeq and is a predicted model, not a curated record.
GGAGAUUCUGUGUGGACACUGUCAAACCCAACAGCCGUCACAUUAGAGAGCUGACAGUCGUAUUUGCGUUGAGGGCCCACGGUGGUUCCACGAAUAACUUCAACACCAGGUAUGAUGGAUCCCAGAGCGCGGUGAGCCCCCGAGCUGGGCCGACGCCACUUCAGCGGCCAGAAAUCCAGGAAUUAGCCACAUCCUGUCCGCCGCCAGUCGCAGGAACACCUGGAAACAUGGGCCGGUGUUGACGUGCCGGUGAUGUGUGCUGGGGACGUGAGGCCGAGCGGUAGGAGCCGCGAUGAGAAACGUUCACAGUGACUGACCACAGCCAGACUCACAGCGACACACACACACAACAUGAAGGAGAAGUCUAAAAAUGCGGCCCGGACUCGACGGGAGAAGGAAAACAGUGAAUUUUAUGAACUGGCCAAACUGUUGCCGCUGCCCUCCGCGAUCACCUCCCAGCUGGAUAAAGCCUCGAUCAUACGACUGACAACGAGCUACCUGAAGAUGAGAGUCGUGUUUCCUGAAGGCCUCGGGGAGUCCUGGGGUCACGUGACUCGCAGCAGCUCUCUGGAUGGAGUCGGCCAGGAGCUGGGCUCACACCUGCUACAGACACUGGAUGGCUUCAUUUUUGUGGUCGCUCCAGAUGGGAAAAUAAUGUACAUAUCUGAAACAGCAUCAGUCCACUUGGGCCUGUCGCAGGUGGAGUUGACGGGAAACAGCAUUUAUGAAUACAUCCACCCAGCAGAUCAUGAUGAAAUGACAGCCGUCCUCACAGCACACCAGCCUUACCACUCACACUUUGUCCAAGAAUAUGAGAUGGAGCGCUCCUUCUUUCUAAGAAUGAAAUGUGUCCUCGCUAAAAGAAAUGCUGGCCUCACUUGUGGUGGCUACAAGGUGAUCCACUGUAGUGGCUACCUGAAAAUCCGUCAGUACAGCCUGGACAUGUCUCCAUUUGACGGCUGCUAUCAGAAUGUCGGCUUGGUUGCUGUUGGACACUCACUGCCUCCCAGCGCUGUCACUGAGAUCAAACUGCACAGCAAUAUGUUUAUGUUCAGGGCCAGUCUGGACAUGAAGCUCAUCUUUCUUGACUCACGGGUUGCAGAGCUGACGGGCUACGAGCCUCAGGAUCUAAUAGAGAAGACUCUCUAUCAUCAUGUUCACAGCUGUGACUCCUUCCACCUGCGCUGUGCUCAUCACUUGUUGCUGGUGAAAGGUCAGGUCACCACAAAGUACUACCGGUUCUUGGCCAAGCAAGGUGGCUGGGUCUGGGUUCAGAGUUAUGCAACCAUUGUACACAACAGCCGCUCAUCCAGACCUCACUGCAUAGUCAGUGUCAACUAUGUUCUCACGGAGACAGAAUACAAAGGCCUCCAGCUUUCUCUGGAGCAGGCCACAUCCAAGACCUCUUUCCCGUACAGCAACAGCACUGCCAGUAGCCGCCCAGAGAACUGCAGAACUCCCAAGAGCAGAGUAUCCCGGCCCAAGACAAAAGCUAGACUCUCCCCUUACACACAGUAUCCUAGCUUCCAGACAGAGCGAUCAGAGUCUGACCAGGACAGUCCAUGGGGAAGUAGCCCCCUCACCGACUCUGCCUCCCCUCAGCUGUUGGAGCAAAAUGAAGGCCUGGAUGCCUCAUGUGUCUACAGGCAGUUCACUGAUCCUCGCACACUCUCCUACAGCCUGUCUGAUGAGCAGCAUCACACCACCAGCGACAGCCACACACACUUUCAUGGUCAAGGUCAGAGUUGUGAGCGAGGUCGAUGUGAGGCAGGCAGAUAUUUUUUAGGAGCCCCUCCGCCUGGCAGGGAUGCAUGGUGGGGCAGUGCCCGGUCCAUCCUACCACUGAGCAAGAGCUCCUUGGAGAACCAUGAAGCAUAUGACAGCAGCAUGCCACACAUCGCAGCCAUCCACAGUUACCAUGGCCGAAGCCACUGGGAUGAAGACAGCGUAGUCAGCUCUCCAGAUGGAGGCUCAGCCAGUGACUCAGGGGAUCGGUACCGAGCUGACCACUACCGCUGCAGCCCACAGGAGCCCAGCAAGAUUGAGACGCUAAUCCGAGCCACACAGCAGAUGAUCAAGGAAGAAGAAAGUAGACUGCAGUUGCGCAAGGGUCCCCAGGACGCCCCACUAGGGCCAGCCAAUGGUCUACCCAAGGGUCCUGGUCCUUGCUUCACUUCAGAGUGUACUCAAGGGCCCCUGCCACUACAGACUGUCGUGUGUCGAGGUUUGAGUCAGGUGAUCAGCCCUACACCUAGCCCUGCGCCUUUAUCCAGGCUCAGCAGUCCUGGCUCUGAGCGCAUCCACAAGCCCAAAGACUACCUCCAGACAGACCUUGCCCCCCUUUCUUUGCAAUUACACCACCCUUUUGGCCGGCCAGGUGCAUGUUCGGCUUCCCCUACGCCGGCCCUCUACCCCUCCCAUACCCACCCACGGCCGUACUUGGACAAGCAUACAGCAUACUCCCUGACAGGCUACGCUCUGGAACACCUCUAUGACCCAGACAGUCUCCGGGGCUACUGCACCUCCACCAGCACUGGCCCCACCCACUACGAUCACCUCCGCAUCCCGGCAGAACAGACACCUGGACACAAAGGCACCUCUGUCAUUAUCACCAAUGGUAGCUAACACUCAUCUGACACACAGAUUGAGACUAUAGUCACAUGUUAGCUCCCAUUGCAGCAGUAAGCCAUUUUCCUGCAUCCUGUUAAGUGUUUUUCCAUCAUACCAGACAAUUCUGUUCCAAAUCAAAUUUAUUGUUUCAUAAUACAGCCAAAAUUCAAUUUCAAAUGAUGCUCAAACUUAAAUGUCGAAGAAAUCUGCUAAAGAACACAUGAACCAGUGUUUUUCUGGGUGCUAUGUGAAUAUUUUCAAGAGGGAACAACAAGCUUACAUUAAAACAGUGCCUGUAAUUCUGGUCGAUAAUGUUCUAUAGCACCUUUGAUGAGUGUGUUUGCUUUUUUUUAGGCCCAGGAUUGGGUGCAAAAUUUGAGAAAUGUUUAGAACUAAAUCCAAGCAUAGAUUCUUUCUUUUUUUUGUUAAAGUGAGAUCCCAAUAUAGUCUGACUUGACCUGAACUCUCCCACUUAGACCUGUUCAAAAAUGUGGUUGACCCAAACAGACUCCAUAGUGAGACAACACUAAGACUGCCAGCAGCAUGAUGUCCAGUUAAUGAACAGCCAUGGUUCAAAGCAGCAUGAAUUAGUUCAAAUAUUACUUGGAAACCAGCCUGACAUGAUCUCAGGAGCCAGGACCCGAACAGGCUGAGAAGCAUCAAUGCUCACUUCCAUUAUUUCCUUUAUGUUCUGGUCCCUCUAGUGGAGCAGAGACAUAACCAUGUGGUCAGCAGCAUGCACAGACAAGGCACACACAGCUAGAAAUAUAAGACGACUAAGCAUGUUCUGCAGCUUUCAAAAUUCUGCUUGAUUACAUCUUCUCUUAAUCUCUUUGUCAAAUUUGACUCAAGUGCAAACUCAGUUUGCCAGUGGCAGAAUAUUUUUCCAUGCCCUCUAGAACAACACAAAGAAGUGUUGAUGCUCUGAUGCCCCUAUCUGAAGGACGGCAUUUGGCUGUGCUAAAGUCACAAAUCACUGUUCAAUGUUUUAUGAUGUGAUUGGUAUAAGCUUGGCUAUAUUAAGACACAAAGUCCACUUAGUUAUGUUUAUGGAAAGAUCCCAGUUUGUGUUAAAAUGUCUACUUCUUUAGAGCAGGUUGUCCUUUAAGAUUGGCAUUGCACCUCCGGCCCCUUCACAUGUCAGUGUCCCUGGGCAAGACACUGAACCCCAAGUUGGUCCCGAUGGCAGACAGGCACCUUGCAUGGCAGCUCUGUCACCAUGCCUGUCUCCAUGUAUGAAUGUGUGUGUGUGAAUGGGUGAAUGAGAAACACAUUUUAAAGCACUGAAAGGGAGAACGGUGAUGUGUAAGUGCAGACCAUUUAAUGAUAACCACUUGAGUAAGAACAGGCAAUGCUUGUGGUCAUGGUUUUUGAAAAAACUUCGACACAGGAAACAAUCACCAGUUUCUCAUUUUAAAUUGUAAUGUUUUGUUUACCAAAUUGUCCACCCCAACCUUCCCCCUAAAAAGAAUCUCUCACCCCUUCCUCCUCUCCUCACAGCUUCAGGAAGUUUUGCCAUAUGAACAUAAACAUGUCAUUUCAGAGAUUUUGCUGGAAUGACUGAUGCUGUUGUUGUUGGAAGAAGAAUCUGCAAAACAUACAUAAAAAGUCCAAUGGAAAUGGAAGUAAAUUAAACUUUUAAGAGGUGGCAUCGGUACUAAAAUACUUGUACAUUUGAUCAGCAUUGCUCCAUGACUGUUACAGCUCUCCCAUACACAAAAAUGCAACAGCAAAACUGAACAAUACAGUGUAUCUCUUCUGCCAUUGCCUCAUCACAGACUGUUAAUAGGUUUGAUUUUUCAAAGGGUGAAAUGUAGGCCACACAAAUGGAAAAACUAACAAUGCUCUGGUCAAAAUAGAUCAGUAUGAUGGAAAAAAGGAAAACAAAGCAGGGUAGAAAAUGGCUGUAGUUUUUUGCUUUAAUGUCUGUUCCUGUCUAUGUCUCUCCUCCACCUGUCUACGUUGUCCAAUUGUUCUAUUACUUUUGGUUUUACUGAGCUGUAUAGCCUUUUUGCACUAUAGGAGAUGAAGUUAAUGUAAAGCCAUCUCCUUUUUCAAGUCCUUUUAGUGAGGAGACAUGACAGAGUUGUGUGUGGGGCACUUUGCAGUGAUGCAGAUGAAGCUUACAGUACAGGUUUGUCCUGAAAAAAAGGGUGUCAUUUUAAACUUCACAGACUAAUAUGCAAAACUGUCCUGUACAUGUCUUUUUUUCCCCUCAAUUUUUGGUAACUUGAAGGAAAUACUAAAGAAAGAGGUAGAUACAUUGAUGACCAUCUAGUGAGAACCAUGGACACUGAAUGCAUCGUUGGACAUAUUUGAAUGGGUUACGCAGGACUGUGGUGGAAGGAAUAUAUUUGAUUAGCAACCCAAUAAAAUGAGCCGAGGAAUUUUCUACUGCAGUUUAGCAAACGCUAAAGUAUGAUCCAGGGAACUCAUAGAAUAUAUGAAGUAUUGUGUGGUUUUCAUCGUGAUAUUUCCAGUAAUCAUGAGUGACCAUAAGAAGACUGACACUUGUGACCAUAUGCAAUUUGUUGGGAUGCCAGGUCAGGCAGCUUCACUGCAUCAAUUACUAUGACAGAUCCAUGAAGCAACUGUUGAUUAUUGUUAUGUUUGGGCAUGUUUGUACAACAAGAUUCAAGCUUUCUCUUGGAUUUUCUUCUUUAUAUCUUCCUCAGUCCUUAGAUGAACCUAUAUUUAUAUUGGAAGUUUAGAUUAUUUUGGUUUUCAUUUUGUUAAAGCCUUAAAUGUGCUCAGUUUCAUGAAGUUAUUUAUGGUGUACUGUAAAUAUGCUCAAAAAACAAAAUGCUAACACAUUUAAGCACAUGGGCAAAUACUGUAUUUAUUGACUAAAUGUUACUUUAUACGUUUGAAAUAUAGCUGCAAUCACAUCCAGUCUAACUGCUUGUAAAUUGAGUGUGUUUUUGACUGAAGCAAAGUCUAAAAGAAAACAAAAUAAAAUCAUUUUGCAGAAA